Molecule: messenger RNA, 2038 nt
Organism: Rhizophagus irregularis DAOM 181602=DAOM 197198
Lineage: Eukaryota; Fungi; Glomeromycota; Glomeromycetes; Glomerales; Glomeraceae
Biological process (GO): intracellular signal transduction; protein phosphorylation
Cellular component (GO): cytoplasm
Molecular function (GO): ATP binding; protein serine/threonine kinase activity
Source: RefSeq, a predicted model, not a curated record
UAAUCGUAAUAGUAAUUAAAUUUCUUUAUGGCUUCUAAUAAGAUUAAAAUCGGUCAAUAUAAUGUUUUACAAACCCUUGGAGUGGGUUCUUUUGGCAAAGUCAAAAUGGCGGUUCAUUCCAUUACUGGCCAUAAGGUAGCCAUGAAAUUUAUAAAUAGGAAGAAAAUUGCAAAUUUGGACAUGGUCGGAAGAGUGAAACGCGAAAUUCAGUACCUUAAAUUGCUCCGACACCCUCAUAUAAUAAAAUUGUACGAAGUUAUCACAACACCGACCGACAUCAUUAUGGUAAUGGAAUACGCUGGAGGUGAAUUAUUCAAUUUUAUCGUCGAGAAAGGCAAGAUGUCAGAACACGACGCUCGAAGAUUUUUUCAGCAAAUUAUUUGUGCUGUUGAGUAUUGUCACCGGCACAAGAUUGCACACCGAGAUUUGAAACCUGAAAAUCUUCUUUUGGAUCCCUAUCAAAACGUCAAAAUUGCAGAUUUUGGAUUAUCAAAUAUAAUGACCGAUGGAGAAUUUUUGAAAACGAGCUGCGGAAGUCCAAAUUACGCAGCACCAGAAGUCAUUUCUGGGAGAUUAUAUGCAGGUCCCGAAGUCGACGUAUGGAGCUGUGGAGUCAUUUUAUAUGUUAUGCUCUGUGGCCGUCUACCGUUUGACGACGAGUACAUUCCAACAUUAUUCAAAAAAAUUAAUGGUGGUAUUUAUACGCUGCCGCCAUUUUUAUCACCCGAAGCCAAAUCUCUUUUGUCUUCGAUGUUGAUUGUUGAUCCUAUGAAAAGAAUAACUAUUCAAGAUAUUAGGCAAAAUCCGUGGUUUAAUAUUGAAUUACCUGAUUAUCUUAAACCACUUCCAGAAAGUGAGGAAGCUCCAUUUGCUGAAAUAGAUAGUAAUAUUGUGACAGAACUUCAAAAGAAAAUGGGCUUUAGUAGGAAUACUAUAUAUCAGGCAUUACAAGAGCCGGAAAAUAAUCAAAUUAAAGUGGCAUACCAACUUGUAGUAGAUAAUAAACGCAUGAUUUUGGCCGGAAAAAUAUCUGGACAGAAAAAUUGUCAAGGCUUUUUUGCAGCGUCACCUCCUUCAUGGAAUUCUCUUCAGAAUUCAAAGGAAAAAGAAAGAAUAGGCGACGAAGUUGAUGACGCUCCGUCAAGCAUUUCAGUGUUAAGUUCCAGCCUGCCUCUUAGCGAAGAAUAUUGUCAAGGUAAUAUUUUUCCUAAAAUACCCAGUCCGAGUAAAAAAAAGUCGAGAUCAAAAUGGCAUUUCGGAAUUCGUUCACGAAGUCCUCCUCUUGAAGUCAUGCUUGAGAUUUAUCGUGCUCUAAAAAAUUUGGGAAUGGAAUGGAAAACAAUGGACCCUUUCCAUGUUCGAUGUAGAUAUACUUAUUCUACUGGUUCACAAGUUAAGAUAGAUCUACAGCUUUAUAGACUUGACAUCAAUAACUAUCUUGUUGAUUUCAAAAAUGUCGGAUAUGAGUUAUCCGCUGCUACUGAAUUUACAUCAUCAUCAGUUUCAUCACCUUCAUCACUUACAUCGCAAUCUGAAUCAGAUGUCCCGUCAUCAUUGUCAUCCAAUCAACAAGACGGCCCUUAUUCACCCAAAUUUGAAAAUAAUAAAUUUUUAACUCCUCCAAUUACUUCGACAACAGCAAGAAUGCUUCACCAACAAAGGACUGACGGAAAAGAAGUUACAUCAAUGUAUCCCUUUUUUGAUGUGUGCACGAAAUUAAUUACGGAAUUAGCAAUAUCUGGAUGAUUGCUUUACAACAAAUGGACAUUUAUGACUUCCUUAUUUAACUUCUCCUUCCCAACUCUAUUUGUAAAUAAGGCAAAUGUGUUUAUACUAACUUUUUAUAUCUGCCAUUGAAAUUUUUUGUAUUUUUAUUCCUUUAUAGAAGGGUAUAAAUAAGUUUAGUAUUAUUUAUUUAUUUAUUAUUGUACAUUAAAAUGAGAAAGGGGAUUAUAUUAACAAUUAACACUAUUAUAAAAGAUAUAAAUUAAAAAAUAUUUAUUAUUUAGCAUUCUUAUCAAAUUAUUACUUGACAUUC